AACAUCAUCACCACUGUACCUAAAUCAGGAAGCACCGAGACACGUUUUUUUUUCUUUUUCUUUUUUUUUUUUAACGGAGACACGCUGGUGAUCACAGCAGCGGCGAACCAUAAAGGGGAAAAAGGCGUUAUUGUUGAUGUUGAUGACGACCACCGUCGACCACUGUUGAGAGAAGACUGACAGUUGGUUACAUCCAGUACAAGGCUCAGCUGUGGAUGCAUUUUACACAGGAGACGGUCUCUGUCAGCAGCAUGGGCCAGCAUUUCGGAAAGAGGGAGUUACCCACAGACAGUAAGGCUCCUUCACCUGAACCCAAAGCAGAGCAGACAACAUCAGCAGCAGCAGAACCUGAAUCGCAAGAUGAAGUCUUCGGCCUGGGUGAGGCAGAUGCGAACCAGAACAAUGGCUGCGUCUCGGAGAAGCCGGCGGUGACUGACUCCAAGGGCGCUGAGGGCCCCCGCCAACCCUGGACCCCCGCCAGCACAGCUGACCCUGACGCCGCCACACCACGCCCCCACCUGGCCCGCCUCUUCUCCCGAGAUGCCCCGGGCCGAGAGGACAACACCUUCAAAGACCGACCCUCCGAAUCGGACGAGCUGCAGACCAUUCACGAGCACAGCGGAGCGGCUUCAGAGUGCGGGUCGGAGAGCCCCGAACAGGACCUAGAAUGCUAGCUUUUUUUCCCUCCCUCCCUCUCUUUUCUCUUUUUCCCUCCUCUGUUUUUUUUUCACACUCUCUCAUUUAAGAGAGAGACAAGAACCCGACAUUUGACAAAUACAAACGUACUACCAACCACUACUACACCAAUGGCAUCCGCAAGCAGCUCUGCACAGGCCGCCUUCGGGCUGGGCCGGAGGAAGAAGAACCCCGGCCUCCUGGAUCAGAUUGGAAAGUUCUUUGGAGGGGACAAGAAGAGGAAGAGCAAGGGAUCUUUCCGAGGUGCUCUCUCUCCAGGCCCUCAGAAAGCCUCUGCGACUUCCCCACGUAAGCGCGGAGCAGAGAACGCUGUGGUCCAUUUCUUCCGCACGAUCGUGUCCCCUGCGCCUCCCAAGUCUAGGUGGAGAGGACUAGCAGCCAAGAUAGGCCUGGGCACCCAGAAGUCACACUCUGCCAAAGCCAAGAAGGCCAGUGCAGGGGACGGCAAAGGCACCCUGACUAGGAUCUUCAAAAUGGGAAGCAGGAGUGCUUCUCCAGCCAAACGCUGAAGUCCCUCUCUACAACCCCUUCCAACAGGACGAGGGCAGAUGUUCAAGAUCGCGGGACUAAAGUGGGGAAAAAGAGGAAGAAAAGGAGGAAAUCUUGUCACCCCUUAAACUCACGUUCCCCUCCACUUGUGAUAACACUCUAACUUACGCUAAAUCCCUCGUCUCCCCUAUUACCUUCCCACCCCUUUGGCUGGUAGAUAGCGACACAAUCUGUUGCCCCCACCCUCCCCAUGCAUGCGUUGUGCUGAGUCUGUGCAGUCAUCAUCAUUAGCGUGAACUUUUUGCUGAAAGUGAUCCCGAAGCCGCUCACAUGUGCAGCCUGAAUGACCCUCCCCCCCUUCUGCAAUGGCUCUCUAUACUCGUGCUUGAGUUUCUGUGGACGUCUUCCAAGAUUCCUCUAACAAAAUGGUGGCUAAACCGAAGCACACCUGGAGCAGUUGAAGGAUUAGGGCCGGUGCGAGUCCGACUGACUCGACCGUCAUUGCCGCUUGCCGACUGGAUGAAAAGGCUGGGUUGUUUCUGUUUUUUAAAAAAGGAGCGGUUUUCUGUCUCGUCACACUGUCUUCGUCAUUCCCUUGAACCUUUCCUGUAAACCUGUGUUUAACAGAUUUUACAUUUUUACGAGAGCCAUUUGGUCGCAGUGUGUUUUCAUUCAACCUUUGUGUGUGUUAGCUGUAGUUAAGUGUCCUGUCAUGGAUGUGAUGUUGAUCUAUGUUUGUCAUUAGGGUCUAAGGCUGGCUGUGGAUUUUUGUGGUAUAAAUUUAAUUUCUAAACCUUCUAAAUCAUAUUUUCUGCAAUAGUCACUGAGAAAAAUAAAUAAAUUAGUCAUUUCUAAUGUAUUUCUUUUUCAGUCCAAGAGAUAAUGGUAAACACUAAUUCUCCUGUCCGUAUAUAUCUAAGUAAAUAAUUUCGUAGUGCACUGUUUUCCACUUUUAAAAGCUGCCAGACUCUGAAUCUGAAGCUGAUGUUGGUGCUGCAGCAUGAUGCCAGAUUCAGACCUUUCCUCUUUGCUUCAGUGUAGUCUAGGUCACUCCUUUGUCUUCGCUGUUUCCAUCUCACGCACAGCACACAUACUGUAAAUUAAAUUCAACCCUUCGCUCAACAAGUGCCUUUCCUCCUGACUACCAAAACAAUGUGCUGUGUUCCCUUCUUGUGGAUAAUUAAAACAACACAAUUUCAAAAAGGUGCUCUGUAACUAACUCUGUAGUUACACAUUAAAACGGUUUCUUGGGAAUGUGUCAGUUGCAAGUUUUCUGGAGGAAAAAAAAAGAAGCUCAGCACUACCACUUGUGCUGUUCAAAGCAUCCGUCUUCCACAUGUUACAAAGCAGGCGUGUGUUCAUCUCUCCCACUGUUUGUGUGUGCUUGAGCCUCGUGGGUGCUGUGUAGUGUUCCUCUGAAUGGACCCUGUGGAUGAAUGUAAAGAUCCUCUUCAUUAUUGUAUGUGUAAUAAAACAUGACCAGCCACUUAACUGAGAAUAAAAAAUAAAAAUUAUAAAACCAA
Epinephelus fuscoguttatus (brown-marbled grouper) is the source of this 2708-nucleotide messenger RNA. Its product is annotated as myelin basic protein-like. NCBI's taxonomy places the organism in Eukaryota, Metazoa, Chordata, Actinopteri, Perciformes, Serranidae. Gene Ontology annotation, cellular component: cell periphery; internode region of axon; compact myelin. Gene Ontology annotation, molecular function: structural constituent of myelin sheath. Gene Ontology annotation, biological process: myelination. The record is from RefSeq and is a predicted model, not a curated record.